GGUGUCUGCAGGGCCCCGAGGACAGCGCUUCCCAUACGGUUUCGGGAAACUUAUUUAUAGGAUGAACUGAGUGUUAGGCGGGGAGGGAAGCGCAGAGGCGGGCGCGCGCAGGUGGAUCGGUCUGCAGCGCGCGCGUUCCUCCGCACGGCAUUAACUUGGUUACCUGCGCGCGCUGAGUUCUUUCUAUUAAAAGUUGCCUUCUCAGAGGAUCAGCAUGACGCAGGAAAAUAGCGGGACUAGAAACGCACAUGUGGAUGAGGAGAGUUUUGAGGAUGCAUUUGAAGGAAUACCUGAAGCAUCUCAGAUGGACCUGAAGACUGCAAUACAAGAGUGUUGCAUGGCUCUUAGUCUCUUUCUGAACAACAGGUUCUGUGAUGCUCUUGACCUUCUGAGACCAUGGGCAAAGAAGAGCAUGUACCACGCCUUGGGGUACAGCAGCAUCCUGGUCAUGCAAGCAGGGCUGACCUUUGCACACAAGGACAUCCAGACUGCCAUGGAGGCAUUGAGGGAAUCCCUGGAGACCUGCCAGGGGUUCCGGAAGAAGAACACUGUUGUUGAGACUAUAUCCAACCUGGUUUACAGACAAGGUGCAGAAAAUUUCACUGAAGAGGAGAUGCAUGCUGAAAUCUGUUAUGCUGAGACCUUGAUGCAGAAAGCUGCUCUUAGUUUUGUGGAGGAUGAGAGCAUGAUCAGCUUUCUCAAGGCUGGGAUCAAAAUUCGGACGAGUUACCUGAUGUACAAAGAAUGCCAGAAUCUCUUGAACACAUCCCAGGACUUGACAGCCAGUGAAACCUUUAACCACUUUAAAGGAGGGAUCAAUAUGGGGAUUGGAUCUUUUAAUCUGAUGUUGUCCCUUCUGCCCAGCAGGGUCCUCAGGUUGCUGGAAUUUAUUGGCUUCUCAGGAAACAGGGAGGUGGGGCUCUCGCAGCUGCGCCAGGGUGCUACCAACCAAAGCCUGCGCUCCAUCCUCAGUGCACUCACCUUGCUCAUGUACAACACCUACGUGACAGUCAUACUGGGGACUGGGGAAGGUAACCUGGUGGAAGCUGAGGCCCUAUUACAGCCCUACCUGGAGAAGUUCCCCAAUGGAUGCAUCAUCUUGUUUUAUGUGGCCAGGAUUGGGGUGCUUAAAGGGAACUUUGAAAUGGCCCAGGCAAAGUUUCUACAGUGCAUUGCAAUACAGCAGGAGUGGAGGCAGGUGCACCACCUGUGUUACUGGGAGCUGAUGUGGAUCCACUGCUUUCAGCAACAGUGGAUGGAGGCCUACCGCUAUGCUGACCUUCUGUCCAAGGAGAGCAAGUGGUCACAGGCUACCUAUGUGUUCCAGAAAGCAGCCAUUCUUAGCAUGCUUCCAGAGGAAGAGGUGCAGAAAACAGGGGAGGACGUGACAGACUUAUUCAGACAGGUGGACAGCCUGAGGCUGAGAAUGGCGGGAAAGUCCAUUCCAACCGAGAAGUUUGCUGCAAGAAAGGCACGUCGCUAUUGUUCCCCAACCCCAGUGAAGCUGGUGAUUCCUGCAUUGGAAAUGAUGUAUGUAUGGAACGGUUUCACCAUUGUUGGGAAGCGAGCAGAACUGACAGAGAGCUUGCUCAGCACCAUCGAGAAAGCAGAAGAGAAACUUCGUGAAUACCACAGUCCCACUGAAUACUGCACUGAUGACCAAUGCCUUGUCCAGCUGUUGAAGGGCCUCUGCCUGAAACAUCUAGGCCGCCAUCUGCAGGCUGAGCUCUGCUUCACACAGGUGAUCUCCAGUGAGAAGAGAAUUAAAUAUGAUCAUUACUUGGUUCCCUUCAGCCUUUAUGAACUGGGUCUGCUUUAUAAAAUGCAAGGUGACAUUCCAAAAGCAAUCACGUUCAUAGAAAAUGCAAAGCAAGACUACAAGAAGUAUUCCAUGGAGUCAAGGCUGCACUUUCGGAUCCAUGCUGCUCUUGACAGCAUGACAAGCUCUCCAAUCAUUGCAAAAUGACCUCAAGACUCACUUGCCAGCCAAUAGAAGGUUAUCAGAUAAAUUCAAAAUGUAUACCUUAACAAACCAAAACUUUUUAAAGUUAAUUGUAUUUAGGAUUUGGCAGGUAAUUAAAUUGUGUGGAUCCAUUAUUCUCAGUGACUGUUGUAGGAAACUUGAAUGAAACUCUUUUGUCUCCUUUUCUAAUUAUUGCUUUAAUUUUUAUAUAAGAAUAUAUUUCAUUAUUUCAUAUGCUUCCUGGACAGGCUCCAGACAACUAUAACCCUGAAUUAGGACAGUUUGUAAAAACUGAAAAUUUGGAGGCAACAUGUCAUGUGCUGUAACUAUGAAAAAUGCUUUCUCUGGAAAAAUGCUUUGCCAAUAAAAAAAGUUAACAUUAAA
Molecule: messenger RNA, 2347 nt
Organism: Scleropages formosus (Asian bonytongue)
Lineage: Eukaryota; Metazoa; Chordata; Actinopteri; Osteoglossiformes; Osteoglossidae
Product: tetratricopeptide repeat protein 39B-like
Exons: 19
Coding region: 215-1966 (583 amino acids)
Molecular function (GO): protein binding
Source: RefSeq, a predicted model, not a curated record